AUGCCAUUUAUCUCAUUCGGAAUGAGUUUGGUCGCCACAGUCGCUGAUAGUCUUCUCACCGCACUUGUCGCUGAGAAUGAGCAGGGUCUGGUGCUCGGCAUCGCCACUUCGUUCAACUCCCUUGUUCGCACAUUUGCCCCGGCAAUCGCAGGGACUAUCUUGGACACCUUUGGUUUCUCAUCAUUUGCCCUGAUAGGCUCACUUUCGACCACCAUUGGGCAUGUGGCUAUACUUUUAUUCCCUCUAAGGGAAACUUUACUCAGGAAAUCAAAAUCUGAAUGA
Messenger RNA from Cylicostephanus goldi, 282 nucleotides. The record is from the annotation of a GenBank genome assembly. Lineage: Eukaryota; Metazoa; Nematoda; Chromadorea; Rhabditida; Strongylidae.